This is a messenger RNA of Glycine soja, 2733 nucleotides long. Its product is annotated as probable inactive histone-lysine N-methyltransferase SUVR2. Bases 333 to 2474 code for a protein of 713 amino acids. Lineage: Eukaryota; Viridiplantae; Streptophyta; Magnoliopsida; Fabales; Fabaceae. The transcript is spliced from 9 exons. Gene Ontology annotation, molecular function: protein binding; zinc ion binding; histone methyltransferase activity. Gene Ontology annotation, cellular component: nucleus. The record is from RefSeq and is a predicted model, not a curated record.
CAGUCACGCAUUGUAUUUUCCUAAUUUCCCGAUACAUUUUCUUAGCAACCAAACGCAUACUCUCAUUCUCUGAGGGUUUAUGAGUUUCGACUCUGCGUAUUGCUUUUAUGAACAAAAAGCGUUUCCUUUUUUCGUUAGGUAACUUGUUCUGCAAGUUCCAUCAUAGCUCAGCACCUUCUUCUUCGCGAAAUAUCUCCAUCGUGUGAUUGUGGAAAAAGGGUUAAUUGCGUGGGCAUAUAAAGCUCAAUUUGAUUGCGAGUUUUGGUAAAAGGCUGUUUGGAGGGGCACAAAGUCUUGGCGUACAAUUGGCUUCUACAUUAGUGUUCAAUUGCAUGACAAUUACUUUUGGAACAAUCAUGGCUCCUCAUCCAAGAGUCAUUAAGGCUUAUAAUGCUAUGAGAUCCUUAGGAAUUUCUGAUGAAGAGGUGAAACCGGUGUUGAAAAAUUUGUUACAAUUGUAUGAUAGAAACUGGGAACUUAUUGAAGAAGACAAUUAUCGUACUCUUAUAGAUGCAUACUUUGAGUUAAAGGAAGCUAAGCAAACAGAAGGUAAGAGAAAGGCUCCAAUCAGUUAUCUUAAUGGGAGAAAGCCAAAACAGGAACUGCACUUGGUAGAUGGAGAUGACCAGGUUUCAUCAACUGACAACUCCAGUCAAGGGUUGUCUGUAGAAGACUCGGAAAUAACUCCCAACGCAUUUAAACAGAAAAUCAUUAAAUCUUCUCAAACCUCCAUUGUACAUAUGAAGCCCACGAGCAGUUCACAAGCAUUGCAGAGAAUGUCGAGUGAGGUAGAAAGGAUCUCAACUUUACCUUGCAUGCCUGCUAGAGAUAGAAAAUUGCAUCGUGGGAAGGCAUCAGCUGCAGGGCAUUGUGAAGAUCCAAUUGAUGAACCAAGCAAUCCUCGUGUCCAGAGGAAAAAUAUAUCAAAUGAUCAUCAACAGAAGGAGCUGAUGAUACCAAGAACUGAGAAACUUAAGUUACAUCUUGGACCUGUUUCAACGAGUUACAAUGGCUCAGCUAAUGCUUCAAAUGGAAAUUGUUGUGCCAAAUCUCUAUCAGCUCUGUAUCAGAAUGUGCCCAAGAAAGAUGCUACCUCAGCAUGCAAUAAUAGUAAAAGAACUCAGAAGGGUAGUAUUGACAUUGCCUCUUCACCUUUGGGAGAAAUUAAAAUUUCUUUAAACUGCGAAGCUGCUUUGGGACAACCAAACUUCCGUAUUCCUGAUUUGGAUGCUAUCAUGAAAUCCAUUGAGGAGAAAUACCUGAAGGCUCACAAGAUAGUCGAGCCUCAAUCAUCUAUGGUUAAGCUAUUAGAUGAUUUAUGUGGAAUUUACUUGAAGCUGGGCUUGAGUUUAAAUCGAAACGGGUCAACUCCCAAGUCUGCAAAUUCACGCAAUGUGGCAUGUCUGCCACUGCAAGCUGUUACUGAAGAUGACAAGAAUUCCUUUCACUUUCUCGAUGACAUAACAAAAGGUUCCGAGAAUGUUAAAAUAUCACUGUUGGAUGAAACUGGAAGUGAGGACGUGCCUCAGUUUAAUUACAUACCCUAUAAUGUAAUAUAUCAAGAUGCUAACGUCAAUAUUUCACUUGCUCGUAUUGCGGAUGAGGGUUGCUGUGCUGAUUGUGCUGGCGACUGUCUUUCCUUAUCACUUCCAUGUGCAUGUUCUCAAGAAACAGGUGGAGAGUUUGCUUACACUCCACGAGGCUUGUUGAAAGAAAUAUUUUUAAAAGAUUGCAUGUCUAUGAAAUUGGAACCUCUAGAUCAUCAUUUUGUGUAUUGCCAAGAAUGCCCAGUGGAGAGGUCCAGGAAUGACAUCAUGGCCGAACCAUGCAAGGGGCAUCUGGUUAGGAAGUUUAUCAAGGAAUGCUGGAGGAAAUGUGGUUGUGACAUGCAGUGUGGAAAUCGGGUAGUGCAACGGGGUUUAAGAUGUAAAUUGCAGGUGUUUUUGACUCGAGAAGGAAAGGGAUGGGGCAUCAGAACUCUAGAAGAUUUGCCCAAGGGAUGUUUUGUAUGUGAAUAUGCAGGGGAAAUAUUAACCAAUACAGAAUUAUAUGAAAGGAUUAUGCAGAAAAGCGGCAAUGACAGACAUACAUAUCCUGUAACCCUUGAUGCAGAUUGGGGCUCGGAAGGGGUGUUAAAGGAUGAGGAGGCACUAUGCUUAGAUGCAACAUAUAAUGGAAAUGUUGCAAGGUUUAUCAAUCAUAGAUGCUCGGACGCAAAUCUGAUAGACAUUCCAGUUGAAGUAGAGACACCUGAUCGUCACUAUUAUCAUCUUGCUCUCUUCACAAACAGAAAUGUGAAUGCAUACGAGGAAUUGACAUGGGACUAUGGUAUUGACUUCGAUGAUCAUGAGCACCCCAUUAAAGCAUUUAAUUGUUGUUGUGGAAGUGGCUUCUGUCGUGAUAAGAAACAAAAAGGAACUAGAUUAUUGAAAGGUAAAAAACUCAAGGAGAUACAUGCCAGAAAGACGGAGUAGCUAGUUGACACUUCAGCAUUCUUUAUUCGUUGUUUUCAGUUACCAGCUAUUUGCUGAAGAUCGGCAAUAAAUGUUUUUAAACAUCUUAAUAUGCUUGCUGGAGCAGCGAAUGCUGAUAAAAUAGAUGAUUUUUUGCCUGGAAAGUAAGAAGGUGAAUUUAUCUGGGAUUACUUGAAAAAUCCCUAAAUGUAAAUCCUUUCUUGCGUAAUUAUUCAUACCUGAAUGAUCAAAAUUAUUAGUUGGUUUUAUAUGGCUACUU